Odocoileus virginianus texanus is the source of this 2569-nucleotide messenger RNA. Lineage: Eukaryota; Metazoa; Chordata; Mammalia; Artiodactyla; Cervidae. The record is from RefSeq and is a predicted model, not a curated record.
CCUCUGUGCAGAGAGGCAGCUCAGAGCUCAGACGAGGGCCGGAGCCCCCCAAGUGAGCACAGUCUCAGCACCAGGCUCCUGACCGAGACCACCCCACAUCUGAGGAUGCAGAUACUGCCACAGGGUACCAGGCACCUGUGAUGCCAGGCCAGAGCCAGACCUUGCUGGCCAGGAGCAGAGGGGUAGUAUGCCCAGCCCUACGGGCAGUACUUCCAGGUGGUUUGGACCAUGGUGGGCACAGCUCUGGACUGGAGGAUGUGCCGGCCCCCUGACUAGCUGUGCAGCUGAGGACGGUCCCAGCCUCUCUGAGCCCCAACAGGUUUUUAUGGACCAGGAAUAGCAGGCACCCCCCCAGGGCUUCGGGAGCCCUGGAGCUUUAAUGCAGGCAAAGAUCUGAUGACAUGCCUGCAGAGACCCCCCGCCUUUGGCUGGAUCUCCAGCCGCUUGGAGCUUCGCCAUCCCCAGUACCUCCUGCCAUCUUUCAGUAGUAGAAUCAAGAUGGGCAAGUGGUUUGUGAGCACUGGGAAAGAUAACCUUCUCAACGCCUGGAGGACUCCCUAUGGAGCCAGCAUAUUCCAGUCUAAGGAAUCCUCGUCGGUCUUGAGCUGUGACAUUUCGGCGGAUGACAAAUAUAUUGUAACAGGCUCUGGUGACAAGAAGGCCACGGUUUAUGAGGUCAUCUACUAAGCAAGGACUGUGAUGGGGCUGUCACGCUCUGGGAGACACAGACUCGGCUGUGCCAGGGAGACCCCGCAGACACAGAGGAUGGGCAGCCAGCGGCCCAGCUCCACGCUCCGGCGGGCUGAGAGGGCGUGCCUGUCGCAGCCGGGGCUCCUGGGCCUGGACUCUUGUGUCUCACGGACUCCGAUGGAUUUCUCCCCUCCUCCUUCCGUCACGAUGCUGGCAGAGGCUGCACAUAGAUUUAUUUGGAGGCUCAUGGCUCCGGCUCUCCACAUACACCCUUGUGAAUCUCUCUCCUUGCCCUUUCUUUUGAUGUGUCCCCCUGCCCCGCCUCGGGGACACUGGAGCGUGGACCACACGUUUGUACCAGGGAGCGGGGGAGGGUUUCACGUCCCCGACUGUGCAGCGCUAAAGGUUUGUGAAAAGUGUAAAUAACAGACUCCUGUCUCGGACUGGUCAGCGGGGGAGGAGGCCCCUUCCCACCGGCAGUGCCAGCCGUGUAUUUCGCCUGCUGUAUUUGUAAUCCACUCGUGGUGGUGGCUUUGUUUUUUUUUUUUUUUUAAACAGAAGUUCCCAUCUGGGGAGGGGAGGCAGGGAGCGGGCAGAAUGAAGAGGGAGUGGCAGAGGGAGAAGACGCCUGGGUGGAGGAGGCAGCCAGGUCAGCCAUCAGGUACCCCCUGGGUGAGCGUGUCUCCAUGUGGACCUGGGGAUCGUCUUAAGGCAUGUCAGGACCUAGCUCCAGACAGACUGACGGACAGGCAGAGCUUGAGAUGGGUGCCCGUCCAGGCUGAUGGCAGCAGAAACAACGGUGAAUUUUUCUGUGGCCUCCCGAGUCCCACCUGCCUCUUAAUUAGCCUCUUGGUCCCUCUCUCAGGCGUCUGAGCCUGUCCGUCUAUCUGUCUCCCCCUCCACACCCCCCACCUCCAUCUCUCUUUGGUGCACACUUGGUUGUCGUGAUGAGAAAUGGAAGUUCAAAGGCUCCAGCCCUACUUAAUCUUCGGACACAACCUGCCUGAAAAGGACACAAAGUUAGAGGAACGCAUAGCAACUCAGCUCAGGGAGCUACCAGAGAAAAAAAUAGCAACUGAUGUGGGUGCUUUUUUUUUUUUUUUUUUUUUAAUUUGAAUAAAAAGAAUUAGAAGCGAUGUCCUUUCAUAAAAUGCCUUCUCCCCACUUUCCUGCCUCUGACCCCUUACUCUCUCCUUAGAGGGAAAACGUGUAUUUUAACCUGCAGGAUGGAGUCUAAGGGGUUCCGCUGGGGGUGCACCGUGCUGACUUCUCCUGGCUUCCUGUCUCUCUUAGGAGCCCAAACAGCUUACAGGUAGAAUAUCAGCUCCUGCAGUGCCACUUUUUGGUACCAAAAUGUUCUGAGGUAUUAGGAUUUUGUUUUUUGUUUUGUUUUUCCUUUGGUCUUUUUUUUUUUUUUUCUUCUAAGGAAAAGCUAAAGGCCGUUAUGAGUCCUGGUGGUGGGCUCUCCAUGGAUGUAGCAUAUGGAAGAUAAUUUUUAUACUGCAUUUUUAUGGCUUAUUUUAUAAUGUGUGAUUCUGUCUGGUGAGAAGGGAGGGGGUUUCCCAGUGAACCUCUCUCCAAUGCUCUUGCUCCCAGGUGAGCCCCUCCCCCUCCUACCUGGCUCCGGAGGCCGAAGAGAAGGGCAAGGUGGGUGCCCUUAACUUUCUGAGGUUGGGGAGGGGUGUCCAGAGUCUGUCUCUCUUCCUGUCUCUCAGUCUCUCUCUGGGUCUCAGAUGCUUAGCCACCACCUGUUGUUAAGGCUCUUGCCGCAAGGGAAGGCAAGGGUAGAAGACAAGUUGAUUCCUGAAGAAAAAAAGAAAAUGAAAAAGUCAUUGUAAUGACCUGUUUUUAUAUUUUUAAAAGUUACUAUUUAAAGGUU